This is a messenger RNA of Paracoccidioides brasiliensis Pb18, 1101 nucleotides long. RefSeq lists its product as uncharacterized. Gene Ontology annotation, molecular function: protein-folding chaperone binding; misfolded protein binding. The record is from RefSeq and is a predicted model, not a curated record. The coding region runs from base 1 to 1101 and encodes 366 amino acids. The transcript has 3 exons. Gene Ontology annotation, cellular component: endoplasmic reticulum.
AUGGCCGGCGGUGUUCUCUCCACAAUCCUUACGUACGCUGGCUGGGCCUUUCUUCCCAAAUAUGCAACCUCCUUCCUCCAAACCCUCUACUACCGCCUAACCAUCCGCGCCGGCUCCCCCCACCCCUCCCCCUCCAGCCCCCGCUACGCCCGCCACUACCGCAGAAUCUACAUCACCGUAAUAACAACCUACCUCCUCUACUCCCUCUACGAAACCUACCACAAUCUCCGGCUCGAAGGCGACUUCUACCAGCUCUUAGGCGUGCUACCUACGACAAAUGACAAGACCAUAAAGUCGCGCUUUCGCCGCCUCGCGGCGCUCCACCACCCGGAUAAAAAGCAACAGUUUCAGUUUGCGGGCUCAUUGGGGGGCGAUGGGGAGUCGCUGGAUGCUGUGUUUGUGCAGCUGAGGCUGGCGCAAGAGACGUUGCUGGAUCCUGUGAGGAGGUUUGCGUAUGAUAGGUUUGGACGAGGGGUUGUGGAGGGCUCCAAGGCGAAGACGAUGGGGCAGUUUCUGUAUGCGGGGCUGUGGGCGUUAUUGCCGCAGUAUGUUGGUGGGCUUGUUUUGAUGGUGCUGAUGAAUUUGUUCUGGUUCUCCGCGUGGGGGCGAUAUUGGCGCUUUUAUACCUUCUUCGCCCUCCUAACCCUCGAACUCUCCCUCCUCACCCACCAAAACGGUAUCAUCAUGCCAUCUAGACACCUGCCACCCCUCCUCACCUCGCUCCUAAAUCUAGAAACUUUCUACCUCCUCCCCUUCCAGACCCUCGCCUUGGCCCGCAAUGCCUCCAUGACCCUAAACGUAUUCAUCUCCCAGCUAACACCAUCCUCAUCUUCCUCCUCCUCUUCUUCUAAGAAACAAAGCGAUAGGCUAUCGCCACAGACACAAGCCCAGCUCGCACAACUAGUGCACAUGGCGCACGCGAAUGAUGCGGAGGUGACGAGGCUGUUGCAGCUGGGCUUAGCGCCGUUUAAGGGGGACAAGGAGAGUGUUUGGAGGUUGCGAAGGGGAAUGAAGGAGGGAUUGAUUUUGGGGUCUGUGAGGGAUGCGCUGGAGGUUAGGGAGGCGGUCAGGGUGGUCAGGGAGCGAAGGGGUGUUGCUUAA